CCUAGCUGCCAUUCACAAAGUGUACAACACAUCUAAUGUUACAAAAUGCUCAAGAGCACGUACACAUCUAUUAGGGAACGGCAUCAUUCACUUUGAACUCCAGUGACUGGUGAGCCAGAACAUUGAUGUGCAUCGUCUCAUGCUGCGAUUCACAUGGUUGGUUUAGCAACUAUUCACAACAAGCAUCCAGUGAUCAAAGAUGUGGAUGGGAGAUACAAAGUGAAUCAAAUGGAAACAUGGGAUAUAGAAAGGAGACUUUCCCUUUAUGACAAGGUCAAAUCUCCCAUCUCAGCGCCAACUUUCUGCGUCACAACAUGCCGGGUUGGAGCCCAUCCUACAAUUCGAGCACAUACUACUGGGGAUGCGGAACGAACACCACAGCCGCUCGAUCAGAUUGUGAACACGCUCUUAAUAUGGCGAUUCAUGGUCCCGCAUUCAUUAAGAUCCAGAAUAAUAAACUUUUGGCGUAUUGGUUCAGUUCCUGCAAACGGCCCUAUUCAAGUGGAUGAGUUUCGAGAUAUCGCGAACUGGGGAUUCGGGUCAUUGUGUGAUUUGGGAAUGCAACGCACCUAUUUCACUCCACAGAAUCACACCUGGUAUGCAUAUGUCACAGAAGCGACGUGGAACUAUGGUGAUAAUUUUUGA
Messenger RNA from Fusarium redolens, 645 nucleotides. RefSeq lists its product as uncharacterized. Bases 154 to 645 code for a protein of 163 amino acids. Lineage: Eukaryota; Fungi; Ascomycota; Sordariomycetes; Hypocreales; Nectriaceae. The transcript has 3 exons. The record is from RefSeq and is a predicted model, not a curated record.